Messenger RNA from Tuber aestivum (summer truffle), 467 nucleotides. The record is from the annotation of a GenBank genome assembly. Lineage: Eukaryota; Fungi; Ascomycota; Pezizomycetes; Pezizales; Tuberaceae.
AUGGCCCGGGCAACCUUCUCCCUCCUCUCCCUCCUCUCCCUAACCUUGGCCAAUCACUUCACUCCGGGCGCCUGGAAGCCAGCAGUGUGGGGCUCUCCCUCGUGGACAAACACAUUCGACACCACGGUCAUAUCCGGACUCAUAACGGAGUCCCAGCUCCUCUUCGUUUCCCCGCUGUCCGUGUCUUGCUGGAACGCGUCGCAGAGUAACAUCCACAGUGAGGAGGAGUGCACGACCGCGUGGACCUUGAUGAGGUACAUCAACAACAGCUUCCUCAAGUAUAAUUUCACAAGUUUGGGGCAGAAGGCGACGUUGGUGCUACAAUGCUGUACGAGAACGCGGGAUUUAGGAUGAAUAUCAAUCACAUGCCUAAGAGGCGAGGACAGGGGAGUGGGUAUUCUUGGUCUGACUGGGGGGUGGGAGAAGCCAGGAGUAGAUUGCUGAUUUUGAGGAUCGGGGAGUUGUAG